AUGGGCAACACAAUCCAUGCCGACCGACAAGCUGUCAUCGACAAACCUGAACCCUCACUAGAUCUGAACCAGCCACUGACCAAGAAACAAAAGGCUCGUCUCAAGCUGGGCUUCACCGGGGCAAACACCAUCCCUCUACCAUCCCUAGAAACACCCAAGCCAAAAUCGAGCGCAAAGCUCAAGUAUCUCAAGCGCAAGAAGGAGCGCAAGAAAUCCAGGAAACGGACGACUACGACAUCUGCCGAAACAAAGAAAACUAUCAAACAGGAACCGCUCCAAUCUACUAGUGUGGCCCCAGCCGAUCAAACCUCUGAACCCGAGAACCAUGAGAAAGAACUAUGCUCAGAUCCACCUCUUAAUACGACAGCCGGUCGGGCUGCAUCCACCGCGAGUAAUGAAGACCCGCCCCCAGAGAAACCCAAACGAGCCAAGCGACCGAAGAACCUGGACGUCGCCUUGGAGAAGAUUUCGAAAAAGAAGAAGAAGAGGAAUCGAGAGCCAACACCAGAUGACCAAGAGGAGCGGGAGUCCAAGGCGGGUGAUCAAGAUGAAGAUCAAGAUGCACCACGGCCGACGCUCGUCGAAGAGAUCAGCCAGCCGGGAGCACUUCCCCGCUUCCCAGCACCCACCAAUCCCUCCCUACCCGACCCACAACUCUUGGCCCGACUGGCCAUGGGAUUGGGCGACCCGGACCCUGCAGAGAUCGCCGAUCCCCAAGCCGACACCGGCAUGGUCCGCUUCGAUAGCGCCGCCACUCUCCCCUUGUCCCAGCUCGAAGCCAGGGCUUCUGCCCCGGGCCAAUUCAUACAGGCUCUCUCCCUCAGCCCCCAGUCUAUCUCCCGACUGAAACAGCUGGAAUUCGAAAACCUCCUUGCAGUGCAAAUCGCCGUGUUUUCAAUCCUCAUGCCACCUCUGAGCGCACACCCAAACACACCCGCCUCCAGCCUAUACCCUAGCCGGCGACCUCCUAGAGACUUAUGCGUCAGCGCACCAACUGGGUCUGGAAAAACGUUGAGCUACAUCGUGCCGAUCGUCGAGACCUUGUCUUCCCGGGUCGUCUGUCGUCUGCGGGCGUUGAUCGUGCUACCUACCCGAGACCUUGUCCUUCAAGUCAAAAAUACAUUCGACUGUUUCUCUAAAGGGACAGGCCUGAAUGCCGCAAUCAUCACUGGACAGCAUUCAUUUACCAAGGAACAGGCUCAGCUCAGUUGUUCUCGUGACGGAUUGGAAGGCACGGUGGAUGUAGUGAUCGCGACGCCGGGAAGGCUGAUCGAUCAUCUUAACUCCACCCCCGGAUUCUCGCUCCAGCACCUUUGCUUCCUGGUGCUCGAUGAAGCCGAUCAGCUCUUGAACAAAUCUCAGGCCUGGUUACAUCAAGUCCUAUCUACCACCACUAAUGGCCCAUCCAACUCGCAAGAAAUCCCCGAGCCUGUUAAAGACUCGUCCAAUAAUCCCAAGUCACUGCUCGGUCUUCAAUCAUCUGAGCCCCUCGAACCCUCAAAUCUUCUUCCAUCACACCUUUCCGAUGACCCUCUCCCUUCGUUUUUCAACCCGGAUAGUCGUGCUGAUGGUCUUGCCCAGAACCUGCCUAUCGAGACGUACAACCCGUGCCGAUUACGUCCCUUUCGAAUCUUGUUGUUUUCGGCUACUCUGAGGAGGGAUCCCGUGAAGCUUGCCCAUCUGGGCCUCCGCCGGCCAGUCUUUGUCAAAAUCUCCACAUCCUCCUUGGGCGAUGUAGGUAUGGAUAACGGGGGUCGAGAGGGUGGCCAAGUUGAUUUUGUGGAUCAAUUGAAUAGCUACAGUCUGCCUAAGACCCUUAAGCAACAUAUUGUUGUCACCAGGACGGAUUUGAAGCCGUUAGUGUUCUUCAAAUUAGUUCAGUCACAACGGAUCGAAAAAGCGUUAUGUUUUUGCAAAUCAAUCAACGGAGCGCGUCGAUUGACCGGGCUGUGUCGACUCAUGGCCGAGCAGCUGCAAGCAUCUCCCGCUUCCACUGAGCUUGGGCCCGAAGCCGACCCGCAACAGACAGAAAAUCAAGCUCCAAAUGGCGGGUUAGAUCUUGCGAAGCUGUGUCGGGUCGAGUGCUUCUCGAGUGAUCUGAGCCCGGCCGACCGUAAAAAAAUCUUACAAAAAUUCCAAUCCGGCGAAAUCAACAUGUUGAUAUGUUCGGACAUAAUAGCCCGAGGGAUCGACAUCGCAGGGGUGCAGAACGUGGUCAACUACGACUCGCCGAUCGACAUUAAGAAGUAUGUGCAUCGGGUGGGAAGAACGGCGCGGGCGAACGAGCAGGGCCGCGCGUUCACUCUCGUCGAGUCCCAGGAGGCCAAGUUCGUCAAGGGGUUCCUGAAGACUGGGUUCGCUGCGCUGUCUCCCGACCAACAGGUCGUCAGGAUCCGCAUCGAUUGGCUCGACCUCCAAGCCCUUUCGCCCGCCUAUAACAUCGCGUUGAAAAAGUUGGGUGAUUUGUUUGGGAGGUCGAUCGAUUUAUAA
Messenger RNA from Puccinia triticina, 2490 nucleotides. RefSeq lists its product as uncharacterized. Gene Ontology annotation, molecular function: nucleic acid binding; ATP binding. Gene Ontology annotation, cellular component: nucleus. NCBI's taxonomy places the organism in Eukaryota, Fungi, Basidiomycota, Pucciniomycetes, Pucciniales, Pucciniaceae. Bases 1 to 2490 code for a protein of 829 amino acids. The record is from RefSeq and is a predicted model, not a curated record. The transcript has 10 exons.